This is a messenger RNA of Pleurotus ostreatus (oyster mushroom), 2331 nucleotides long. RefSeq lists its product as uncharacterized. The transcript is spliced from 6 exons. Lineage: Eukaryota; Fungi; Basidiomycota; Agaricomycetes; Agaricales; Pleurotaceae. The record is from RefSeq and is a predicted model, not a curated record. The coding region runs from base 1 to 2331 and encodes 776 amino acids.
AUGUCAACAAACACAACAGAUACGACGAACACCGGGGACCAACCGGACAUGACGAAUACCAGUGCUGGUGGUGAACUUCCGCUUCCAAAGGUUCCCACCCUCCAACGUGGGUGGGCAAAGGGAACUCGCCUGACAUGGCUAACAGUGCGGAUACAACCUUGGAAGGAAGCUUCGUUGAAUCGGCGCUCUCGCAAGGGCGACAUUCUUGCGGGAAUGGUCAACAAGUAUUUUACCAAGUACCCCUGGCGCCUUCCUGUAACCGAUGAACCGAGCAACCAAAACCCCGAUCCUUAUGCGCGUGAACCAGUGACAGCUGAAGAGAAGAAGCUCAAAGGUGAGAUUAUCAAGAAAAUGACUGCGUCUAUCCAGUCAUGGCUAGACUACCGUAUAUCAAGCGUGCAUCGUAUCAGUACCAACAAUGCUGGAACCGACCCCUUCGCUAUGCUCCUCAACCAGUUCAUUGGGAUGGAUAACAAGCCGUCACGACUUCGAACGGGGGACCAAAUGUUUUCGAAAGCUCAAUAUGAAGGCACUAUGAAGGCUGAUUUCGAGAAGUGGUUCAACUCCAGUGGGAUCAACGAGGGCGACCGAGCGGCAGAACGGGCUAAAUAUGUGAAGGCUAGGUUUUUGUUACUACCUCCAGCGGUUCAAGACGAAUACACCCAAUCGGGCUUGGCCUUACAGCAGGCUGAGAAGGAAAGCAUUCGUGAACGAGAGGGGAAGGAACUCCAAUUGACUCCGGCAGAACGUCAAGAUUUGCUUGACAGGGUAGCUGACUUUUUCGGCCCACUUUUGACCAAAGUCUCCACUGUUCUGGGCAUGCACCUCUCCCUUCUGAUCGGUGGCCCUGAACCAGCUCACGGAGGACAACUGAACGUCUUGAGCCUGCACAUAGGCACGAAUAAAGCUCCAAUUCCUCAACGAUGGAAUGAAGCUUGCGCCGUCGACUUCGGAAAGGUUACAGAUUUAUUCACGGCAUUUCUACAGACUUGCUAUAGCCCUGAGGAAUGUGAGGCGGCUGCCAUUCUGGGAACCGCUCCACUACCAGCCAAACAGGUUACGGUUCUCCAACCAGCUCACAAAAUGACAGACCCAGACCAAAGCUCACUUUCAUCUAAAGAACCCCAGGAUGCCACUGUCUCCAAGACAUCUUCAAAGGCUACGAAGCGUGUAAAGAGCAAACGUCGACGAGCGGGCGACGACAGCGAGAGUACCGCACAAUCUACUCCCUCCGAAGACGAUACUCAACCAGAUAACCAUAUCAUUUUCAAGAGGCAUCCCCUCGAUCGACGACCGAAAAAGAAAAAGGUUCGUGCCUUGGAUGAAGACGGUAGAUCCCCAUUACGCCGCCUCCGCCGUCAUCAGGGCUCUGAGGAACCCGCACAAGAAGACGCAGACGAACCUUUGCAAGAAGGUGCACAACACGUGGACGAGGAUCAGACAUGCGGCACCAUUGGCGAAGAAUCCAGCCGCCAAAUCACCCCCAUAUCCCUACCUCCGGAGACAGAUAUGGACGAUCCAUCCACCAAUACUCCCAUAUCCCUACCUCCGGAGACAGAUAUGGACGAUCCAUCCGGCAAGACUCCAACUCCUCUGCCUAGUCCAGCUCACGAGGGAGCGUGGGCAGACGAGCAGGCGGCACAUCAUGGUCCGAAGGCUUGCGAUGUCAGUGCCAUUCCCUCGGCGCCACCAGCUAGCAAGACCUGGCCGAAGUGGUUUCUGCCUGCUUAUAGUUACUUGCUGCAUGAAAGCGAGCAUCUCGGAACAUCGUGGGCAUGUAUACUGCACGCCCUGGUCAACCUCGAAGCCGAUAACCGUUUUGAAAACCAGAAGGCAGCUUUACCCAAUGUAGAUAGCUGCCGUCCUUCGGAAAUCGGCCUAUGGAUCAAGAAUGCCAGAGUUCGUAGUCCUGCAGUAUUGGAUAUACUCGCAUAUGAGGCCUCGUGGUGGCGUUGGUGGCGUACUCUCCAGCCAGAAUGGCGCAAACUGUCCACAACGCAAGGUCCUAUCAACAGUGCGGACUCCGACUCUCUUCUGAAUCCACUCCAGCCCUCGAACAUUGCCGGCAGCUUUGUGCACCUCGAUCGCCCCGGUGCCAAUGGCUUCCUCAGCGUAGUCGGCAGUCUCCGCUGGUGGGGCGAUAUUGUCCAUUCGCAAUUCGACGGCGAGGGAAACUGGUUGGAAGAUCCAACCGCCAAAUCAUGGAAUCAGGCGGUCAGUGAGGCAUCGCGCUUGAUCGUCAGUCUUUGGCUGGAGAAGGGUGGUGAGCAGAGGCAGAAGAUGUGCAGGCUGAUAUUGGGUCCCUACGGGGCCAUCUACGCACGGUCUUAG